CCGCGAGAACACGCCUCAAGACAUUUGGGGUGACAAUUGAAACAAGUGUAAACAAACGUCUGUCAAGACUGUCAAAUAUAAGUCAAAACACGUCAAAAUAAUCAGCUUGUAGAGUUCCACAUUCCACUAGUGCGUUUCCAAAUCGUUUUUGAGAAGAUAAAUCAAAAUCAAUAAUCAAUUAUUUAUUUUCCACACAUUUUUCGGAAUUUAUUUCGUAGGUGUGUGUGUCCUUUGCUCGUUAUUUAAAUUUUCUCACCUAAACAAGUUAUGGGUUCUAGCAGUAAGUCGAAAUACAAGGAAAAAGAAUCGACACCUUCGCGUUCCUCCAAAAGGCGUCACGGUAGUCCGGGGGCCGACGAUUACGAUGCACAUCGCGAAAAAAGGCAUAGACAUCAUAAACAUCGCCACAACAAAGAUAGGAAAUUGGAAAGGCCCAGCGAAAGAUCCAGACAGGUAUAUGAAGAUAAUGAUGUGGAGGUUAUUUCUGUGGAAAACCCCUCAAACCAGAAAAUUAAUGCGGCAGAAUCGUCAGGACAAGGAGCAGACAGCCUUUCAAUUGCAGAAACCAACAGAUUGAGAGCAAAAAUUGGCCUGAAACCAUUAGAAGUUGGUGGUUCAGAUGCCAGCACGUCUGGGAAAAAAGACGAUGGAAAAAAGAAAGAUGACCUAGGUGAGUUUUAUCACAAACCAGCGGAAAAUUGGGCUGACAAGGCUCAGCGAGACAAAAUCAGAAAUAGACUUGCUGAGCAUAAGGAAAAGAGGCAAUUGCAUAGUAAACUUGCAAAAGUUAAAACUCUUGGAGAAAGCGACAGUGAUGAUGAUGUUUCAAAUUGGGUGGACAGAAAUAGAAAUAGUGAAAAAGCUAAAAUGGAAGCUGAUAAAAGAGCUAAAAUGUUGGAAGAACUUGAUGCUCAAUUUGGCAUUGGAGAAGUCAUCGAACAAGAACAAAAACAAAGGAGAAAUCAACAAUAUACAUACAAAGAUUUAAGAGGACUAAGAGUAGAUCAUGAUGUUGAUACUUUUGCUGAAGAAAAGCAGGUCAUAUUGACUCUAAAAGAUACAGGUGUACUAGAUGAUGAGGAUGAUGUUUUGGUCAAUGUAAAUAUGAUUGAUAAUGAAAAGUAUAAAAAAAAUGUAGAAAACAAAAAAAAGAAAGUGCUGUACAAUGCCUAUGAAGACCAAGAAUAUGAUGAAUAUGGAAUCCCAAAAGAAAAAUCCCUAUUGGCACAAUAUGAUGAAGAAAUUGAUGGAGAAAAGCGUGAAAGUUUUCGAAUUGGUAUUGAUAAUGCGGCCUUGAGAAGAAAAGCUGCUGUUGUUCAGUCUGUCAAAGAAAAAUUGGCUAAAAAGAAAUUGGAAAGCAUUGCAGAAAAACAACUGACUUUGGCGUCUGAAUACUAUAACGAAGAGGAACUGGCCAAAUUCAAAAAACCCAAAAAGAAAACUAGAAGAAUUCGCGCUAAAGGAAAACUUACUGCUGAGAAUUUACUUCCAGCACGAAAAGUUGAGGAAAUUGGUUCUAGGAGAAAUAAAUUUAAGGUUGACGGUGAUGAACCUGAUAUUUCUAUUGAUGAUGUUCCUGAUGUUGAAAUGCCAACUAGUAUCAAAUUUGAGGAAGAUGACAAGGAUGAUUUAUUAGAAAAAGCUUUGCAUAAAUCAAGAAAAGUGAAACAAAGAGAAAAUAUAAUUGCCAAUAUUAUCAAGGCAGAGGUGAAAGAAGAACAAUCAUCCGAAGAAAAUGUGGAUGGAAACAUUAUUUUGAAUUCAACUGCUGAAUUUUGUAGAACUCUUGGUGAUAUUCCAACCUAUGGCAGAGCUGGAAAUCGUGAUGAAGACGAAGACUUGAUUGAUUUUGACAAGGAAGCUUUUAAUGAUGAAAAAAGCGAUGAUGAUGAUUGCGAAAUUGUAGAACUUUCAGGAUGGAAUUCAGUAGAUCCUAGAAAUGAGGGUUUAGAUUUAGCAAGAUUAGCUCCACAAGAAGUUCAAAUUUUGGAUGAGGAACCAGAUGUAAGUACUGGAAUGGGUGCAGCUCUAAAAUUAGCCAUGAGCAAAGGUUAUCUGGAUAAGGAGGACAAUAAUCGUCCAAGUAAUUCUCGAUUUGCCCAUUUGCAAGCCCAACACUAUUCCAUUGAGGACAAGAGUUAUGGAGAGGAAGGAAAUGAAAGGCCUGGUGGAAGAGGCAGAGAAAGAUAUUCAGGUCCUAUCCAAGAUUUCAAAGAAAAGGAUAGUUUCAAGCCAAAUGUUAAAUUAGAAUAUAUUGAUGAUGAUGGGCAUAUUUUGAAUUCAAAGGAAGCUUUCAGGUAUCUCUCACAUAAAUUCCAUGGGAAAGGACCUGGCAAGAAUAAAGUUGAGAAACGUAUUAAAAAGAGUGUUCAAGAACAGUUGAUGAAGAAAAUGAGUUCCACAGACACUCCAUUGGGAACUCUCAAUAUGCUGCAAGCAAAACAGAAAGAAACUCAAUCACCAUUUGUUGUAUUGUCUGGUAGUAAGCAGCAACAGCAAACAGCGAUUUCCAAAAGUAGACGUUAGGAGGCUUAUUGAUUACGAAGUUUCAAUUGGCAGAUUUGUGUAUGGAAAUAAUUGGCUAGAGAUAAAUAAUUUUAUAAUUAAUUGGAAUUUGAAUAAAUUGAAUCAAUAUCUUUCCUAUAUAAA
Molecule: messenger RNA, 2649 nt
Organism: Ceutorhynchus assimilis (cabbage seed weevil)
Lineage: Eukaryota; Metazoa; Arthropoda; Insecta; Coleoptera; Curculionidae
Source: the annotation of a GenBank genome assembly